GUGAGUAGCGGGGUCGAGUGAGCUUUCUCUUCGUUUCACGGGGCGAUGGAGAUCGGUGAGGAAAACGGAAGUUUGUUUCGGGCCGUUCCGCUCCGGUGGUUCGCAAUUCACUCCCCGAACGCGGACACUUCGAUAUCCAAACAUAACGGAGAGAAAGUGCGAGACGGACGCAACAUGCCAAACUAUCAGCCACAGGUGGACGAGCCUGCUUCGUUCGAAGGACUCCCACCACCGGCUUACUCAAAGGGUUAUUCAGUGAAAUUAGAGUUACUGAGAUUAGGAGCCAAGACAUUCGUUGUGUUUGCAGCACUUGUUGGAACAUUUGUUUUGUUAUCUUUAUACAUCAAUCAAUUAAACUCAUCAUCAUCAUGUUUACCAGUGCUGGAGCGUCGUUCUGGAGCUGAGCCAUUAGUUGCCGAACCCACUUCCAAUAUUAAGUUACACAUAGGAGAGGAUAUUCGAAAAGUCAAGAACAAAAAACAUCUGAAUUGCUUGGUUGAAAGAGAAGAACGUAUUCUAAAUGCUAUUCCCGAAGCGGAUGCACAUCUCGAAGUAAAAGGAGAACAGACACACAUAAGCUGCAGCACUAAUCCAGGAAAAAGGAGCCGUCGAUCUCCGAAAUGUGAAUGCCAUUGUGCUUGCUGAUAAUGAUGCCGCUUCAAUCUCUCUCUCCAUUUAAUGUUUUCUUCCCAUAUUUUAUAUCCUUAAUAAACUUAUAAACAUUUA
Messenger RNA from Parasteatoda tepidariorum (common house spider), 726 nucleotides. RefSeq lists its product as uncharacterized. The record is from RefSeq and is a predicted model, not a curated record. NCBI's taxonomy places the organism in Eukaryota, Metazoa, Arthropoda, Arachnida, Araneae, Theridiidae.